Dothidotthia symphoricarpi CBS 119687 is the source of this 2009-nucleotide messenger RNA. RefSeq lists its product as uncharacterized. The transcript is spliced from 6 exons. NCBI's taxonomy places the organism in Eukaryota, Fungi, Ascomycota, Dothideomycetes, Pleosporales, Dothidotthiaceae. Gene Ontology annotation, molecular function: protein binding. The record is from RefSeq and is a predicted model, not a curated record. Bases 204 to 2009 code for a protein of 601 amino acids.
CAUAUGCCCCGUGGUUACAGCCCCAACGAUUGCGCCUCACUUCAGGCUGAUGAAUUUCCAGCUCUCUUUCCGUCGUUUCCUCACCCUUUUCCCUCUUUCCGUCGAUUCCUUCCCCUUUUCCCUCUUUCAUGUCUCCUCAACCUCGUUCUUGCUAGAAAAAUCCAACCCAAACUGCUACAACGCUUCUCACUACCCGAGUUAUAAUGGAAGUUCUUGGCGCCGUUGCAGGUGCCGUUCAGCUCGCUGAUGUAGCCUUGCGAGUGAGUCGCGAGGCAUAUGGCUUCCUCACGGCGAUCAAAGAUUCCAACAAUGACAUCAAAGCGCUACGAGACGCGUUGCGUGAAGUCGAAGCAAAUGUCCGGAACCUGAGAAACUUUGUCAGCAAGUUCAAGAUGUCGAAGAACGCUGUCGAGGAAUUCGAGGUACUAUCGGAAGCAAUAACUAAUUGCUUCUGUGGUUUUCACGAUGAUAUCUGCGACCUCAUGAGCGUCCUCCCUAAAAAGCCAUCGCCGACCCUCGCAAGAAAGAUCAAAUGGGUCUACGAUCAGCACAAGGUGAAGAACAUCACAAAAAGACUCAACGAUCGAAAGACUAACCUCAACAAUGCCUUGUCCAUUACUGGAAGGUUGCACGACCUUCGUUUGCGCGAAGAUACUACUUCGAUCGAGGAACAACAAAUGCGCUCGAAUGCAGUUCUUUCUGGACUUUCAGGAGCCCUACACGACCAUGCUCGAGAGCAUCAGGACGGCCACCAACAGCUUCUCCAGCAUGCCCACAAAACCAACGCCAGCAUCGAUACUGUUCGAACCGACAUCCAACGAAAGCAUGCUGAGUUACUUCAGAACACACGCCUAACAGGCGAUAGCUUGAACGCUAUGCAGACCUAUGCGCGCGGAUAUCACGAGGCUACUGCAGCUGCUAUAAAGCAGCAAUUUGAGUCAACGUACAGACACAUCAAUACGCUCGAGAACCAGAACUCCCUUCUUUUGGAGAGGACUCAACGAUCUCAUGACACCUUUAAUUCCAUUGGAUCCCAGCUAAAAUCAGAAUCACAACAUGCUCAUUUGUCACUGAGAAACAUUGAAAACGAUCUCAAAGGGCUCCGAUCCACGGCUAUUUUCUCGGCAUCGGAUAUCGACAUGGCAACCAAGAUUCUCGCAAACGAGCUUUUGUCUUCGAUAGUUCCAAUUGUUGAGCAAGCUGUGGUUUAUUCGAAUAUGCAAAACAAGACGGUGCCGACAAAGUUGAAGGGAUCAAUCUACCAGAUUGCGUCCGACGUCGGUCGAAGUACUAUCGCAAAGAAAUGCGACAAUCGUUCUGAGCAACAAGAAGAGAAAAACGUUGUGGUCACAUCGGGACUCAUUGAGGAUAACCGAUGUCAGUAUAGUCGGAUGGUUUCCAUAUAUCAUCGGGUAUGGUGUUAUAACUGGAGUAUUGGCCAUCUCACUGUUGAAGUCACACACACGAAUCGCCGUUGGAACGGCUCGCCGUCUGCUAGUUCUACCGUCACUAUAUGCACUCAUUUCUGGCCCAACCAAGCACUUGCUCAACUUCCUGGUAUAUCUUUCUUGUUCGACACAGGUCCCAAUCGACAAGGGUUCUAUCACUUCGCACCAAUGAUCACGACUUUUCCAAUCAUCUCAUGUGAUCAUCCUGUAAUACGUGUUGUGUAUGACGGCGACCUCACAAAACUUCAAGAAAUGUUAGCAAAAGGAGAAGCCAAUCUCAGAUGUCAGGACGAAGACGGAGAAACACUUUUACAUUAUGCUGCUUUGUACGCUGAACCGAAAAUUUGUAGUUUCUUGGUCUCCUAUGGUCUAUCCUGGACUCAACCAGACAACACAGGAUUUACACCCGCGCAUCUCGCCUGGCAGUGUGCUUUCUGGGCUAAGCCAGCACCAGUUGUAGAUUGUGUUGCGACGUUAGAACUUGUCGGUUUCGACUUUGCAGGCGAAUACAGAGUCUGUCAAUUUCUGGCUCGAGGCCAUUCCAUACACAUCGCAGUAUAA